AUGCGGAUUGGGCGGUGGACUGAAUCUGAAAGAAAAACGCAUUUCUUCCCUUCGCCUCGUUGGGUUGUUUUCACCGUCGGCAGAACAUCUGUCUCAAGCUGCCCUCCUCCAUUCGGGUUUCUACAAGAAACGGCCUGUGCAGUGCGGGUUCGUUCGCCACCUUCCUAUUGCGUGGUAGCUGGGAAAAUUUUGUCUUCCGCCAGGCCGCUGAGUGGGUGCCGUUUAGUGAUGUCAAUGGCAGUUGAUCGAUUGCCAAUUGCUGCAGAUAUGCAUGCUGUGUUUAACUGCUGCCAUGUCUACUACUGCAGCAUGUUAAGCAUGUAG
Ostreobium quekettii is the source of this 324-nucleotide messenger RNA. The record is from the annotation of a GenBank genome assembly. Lineage: Eukaryota; Viridiplantae; Chlorophyta; Ulvophyceae; Bryopsidales; Ostreobiaceae.